AAUUCGAUAGAGUAGCACUACAUGUUUCAAUGGAAAUUUGACCCUUUCAGCAAUGAAAAAGCACGAACUUGAGAAGACAACAUAACUAAUCGUCUCCGACAAGACGAUAACAACAACAUUCUCAGAACUAUAAACUCCACUCGCUGAGGUAGCCAUUACCUUAACCAAUCCAAACUCCACCUUUUUGGGUCGAUCCAUGCUAUUCCAUGCCAAAGUGCUCUACCUCUCCGAUUAGGCUUCUCACACUCUCUCUUCGAACAACUCUCCAUCUGGGUUUCUCCCAAACCCUAACACUUUCCUCUUACUCUUCUGCUUCCGAUGCCCAUCAACCCCUUUCACCUCAAAUCUUCAAAUCAGGUACCAAAAUGGGUUCUUACAAAUUGGGUGAUUUAUCUUUCUACUCCCUCAUUGAGAAUUACGCCUCUUCUUUUGAUUUUGAGUCCUUGGAAGAGGUUCUGGAUCAAAUGAAGCGUGAAAGAAGAGUUUUUAUUGAGAAAAAUUUCAUCAUCAUGUUCAAGGCUUAUGGGAAAGCCCAUUUACCUGAAAAAGCUGUGAACUUGUUCCACAGAAUGGGGUGUGAGUUUCAGUGUAGGCAAACUGUGAAAUCCUUCAAUUCUGUUCUCAAUGUGAUUAUUGAAGAGCGUCUUUUCAAUCGUGCUUUGGAGUUUUAUUCUCGUGUUACUGCAUCCAAGAGUUUGAACAUACACCCAAAUGCACUCACUUUUAACUUGGUGAUUAAGGCCAUGUGUAAGCUUGGUUUGGUUGACAAAGCUAUUGAAGUUUUUAGAGAGAUGCCUCUAAGGAAUUGUGCUCCUGAUACUUAUACAUACUCUACAUUGAUGCAUGGUCUGUGCAAUGAGGGUAGAAUUGAUGAGGCUGUUUCAUUGUUGGAUGAAAUGCAGAUUGAAGGCACGUUUCCUAACCCUGUUGCGUUUAAUGUGUUGAUCAGUGCACUGUGUAAGAAGGGUGACUUGGCACGUGCAGGCAAGCUGGUUGAUAAUAUGUUUCUUAAGGGUUGUGUUCCGAAUGAAGUGACUUAUAAUGCACUUGUUCAUGGGUUGUGCCUUAAGGGUAAGUUGGACAAGGCGGUGAGUCUCUUGAAUCAGAUGGUGUCGAAUAAGUGCAUGCCUAAUGAUGUUACUUUUGGAACACUUGUUAAUGGGUUUGUCAAGCAUGGUAGAGCUUCUGAUGGGGCUCAUGUGUUGGCCUCCUUGGAGGAGAGAGGUCGUCAUGGUAACGAGUAUGUAUACUCGUCCCUUAUCAGUGGUCUGUUCAAGGAGGGAAAAUUCAAUCAUGCAAUGCAGUUGUGGAAGGAAAUGGUUGGAAAAGGAUGUGAACCAAAUACUGUAGUGUAUAGUGCUCUUAUAGAUGGUCUUUGCCGAGAAGGGAAGCCAGAUGAAGCAAGGGAGGUACUAUUUGAGAUGAAGAAUAAAGGUUAUUUGCCCAAUUCUUUCACUUAUAGCUCCCUAAUGAGGGGUUAUUUUGAAGCAGGUGAUAGCCAUAAAGCUAUUCUUGUUUGGAAAGAGAUGGAAUAUAAUAGUUGUGAUCAUAAUGAGGUUUGUUACAGUGUGCUCAUUAAUGGCCUGUGCAAGGGUGGGAAGCUUAUGGAGGCCUUAAUGGUGUGGAAGCAAAUGCUGAGUAGAGGAAUUAAAUUAGAUGUUGUGGCUUACAGUUCAAUGAUUCAUGGCUUUUGUAAUGCUAACUUGGUAGAACGUGGCCUAAAACUUUUCAAUCAGAUGCUUUGUCAGGAGUCAGAGUUACAACCAGACGUGAUCACAUAUAACAUACUCUUAAAUGCUUUUUGCGGGCAGAAUAGCAUCUCCCGCGCUAUUGAUAUUCUAAAUGUUAUGCUAGAUCAAGGCUGUGAUCCUGAUUUUAUUACAUGUGACAUUUUCUUGAAAAUUUUAAGAGAAAAUAUGAAUCCACCUCAAGAUGGGAGGGAGUUUCUAGAUGAGCUUGUAGUUCGGUUAGCUAAGCGACAGAGAACAAUAGGUGCUUCCAAAAUUAUAGAAGUGAUGUUACGUAAAUUUUUACUGCCCAAAGCAUCUACUUGGGCAAUAGUUGUUCAACAGCUCUGCAAACCUAAGAAUGUUCGAACAGCCAUUAAUGAAUGUUGGAGCAGGCUAUAUUGCUGAUAUCUUGUAAGACAUGCUAUUCAAUUACAAUUUCCUUGAACCUUAAAAACUCUGGAUACAGGGAUUCUUUAUCAAGGUCCUCAAGCAUAAAUGCAUAAUGCCUCAAACUUCCAGAAGGCAGAUACAAUGAUACACGCCAGAUACAUAAUUUUCCUUAUCCUAAUUUCAUUUUGUGUGCGCGGAGAUGUUGGUGUGAGCCAAACAGGUGACAAAUGAUUAUCGCACCAUUUAACCACUGCAGCUGUCUAAACCUCUCACUUGCUUUUGUCCAUUCAAAAUAUUAAUGUUAUGCAACUUACGAUGGUGAUCAGAAUCUUAAAACGGUAAAGUGCUCAACUAUCAUAUAGUCAAGUGUAUUUGUACUGGGCUCAGUCAAGGUUAUUGAUUGUGUAUGCAUGUUACAAUUUCUUAAAAUGCUGUCUGAAAAUUUGGCCAGUAAAUAAUUUUAUACAACUUGCAAGUAUUUUACAGAUUGCAAUUGUGCAAGGCAAAUGAAAGUAAAUGAUGAUGAACUAGUGAACUGGAUUGCUACUGAUGCCAACAUACAGAAGUGUAAUUUUCUUUUGUGGGCAUGUGCGGAGUCCAUACAUUGCUUUGUCUCUAUGUGCAAAGGCAAAGAAUGAAAGGGUGAUUUUCUCAUUAUAGUUUUCUCUCUCUCAGACCCUGCCAUAUCUAUUCUUCUUUGUAAUUUGCUUGUUUUCCUUGCUCCUUUCCUUUUAUAUUUGUCUGGCACCCUGGGUUUAAAAAAAUAUCCAAGUUUCUUAGUGCUCGUUUGGUUCAAAGUUUAGUAGCCUUGAUUUUAAUAAAAUUGAUUGAAGCAUUGAAUGUAAUUGAUAUACACGUAUAAAUUAAUUUAAAUCACACAUUUUUAUUGGAACGUAUGCUUUUCAUUAGAAAAUGCAAGAAUUGAUUUUGUUAACUCCUAAAUAUCACAGUUGUAGAUUUAAAUUGAGUGGGAAAAUUGUGGGGCUAUGAGUGAUGAUGCCAAAACGAAAGUGAUAGUAAUUGUUGUUUAUUCGAUCAUUUCAUAUAUAUAUCAAGUUUCUUAAACUUCCUCUAUUCCAGUAGUAUAAUCAGAAAUAAGAAACCUUUUGUUGAUACUUCAUUCUUGAUUGCUAAUAACUUUUUUGUUAAUCUAAUGUAUAGCUUUUGGCUUUUUACGCUCUGAUUCGCAUUAUUAAUUCCUUGAAGCAUGAUAGAGGUAUGAUGAAUGUUAGGUUAUUGUUUUGCACUUAUUGUUAGGUUCUUGUUCUUCUCUUAUCCAACUAGACCAGUGCAACAAAAUUUUCAGUGUUGAACCAGGGUAAGCUUGUACGAGUGGAUGAAUAUUGGAAGGGUUAUUGGAAUAAAUAUGACAAAAAUAACUAAAACCAUCUUUAGCUAGUUCCUUUUUAGGUGUCUCUUUGAUGAGCCAUGCUCAAUGGCCUUAAAUUUUCAUUUCACAAACUUCUCUCACUUCAACUGGAAGCAAUAGAAAUGUAAAACAUAAUUUCCUGAUAACUUCUGGAUCUGUUACUUAGUACAUUGAAUCCUCUAUCAAAACAUUGUCUUUUGUUGAUUAAAUUGGUUUGAUCUUUUAUUAAUUAAUGUUAAUAUAUUGGUAAUGAUAUACUCUUCUUCAAGUAAUGAAUGACAUGCACAUUCUUUACCCCGGAAUUCGUAUCCCUUUUUUCAUCACUUCUUCGUCAUGGAUUAAUGGGGUUUUCUCUGCUUUUAUCUUGUUCGUUUAAUUGUGUCAAGACUGCUAUUUAUUUGUCCUGCUUUAUAAUUUCCUCUUUUGUUCAAAACUUAGUAACAUAUAAAUAUUUAUUUUGUCAUCUUAUAUUAUACUAUCUGACAGGAUUUCAAUUUGAUUAUCAAUUAUUAGCGGAUAAUUACAGAACAGGGCCUUGACUUGGAAGAGUUGAACCAAAGGCUAUCGCUGUUGAGUUGGUACGGCAGAGUAAGGCAUCUACUGAAGGCUAGCAAUCUACAAAGGGUUUCUGUAAACUAAGUAACAUUUUUCAUUGAUGAGCAAAUUUUCUUCAAAUUGCAUUCAUUGCCUCUACUUGUUGUGAGGACGUACCCGUUUAAUUUUUAAAAAUUCUGCUACCGUUUAACAUAUUUAAACUACUCUUAUCACGCUCUC
Molecule: messenger RNA, 4263 nt
Organism: Abrus precatorius (Indian licorice)
Lineage: Eukaryota; Viridiplantae; Streptophyta; Magnoliopsida; Fabales; Fabaceae
Product: pentatricopeptide repeat-containing protein At4g20090
Exons: 1
Coding region: 207-2135 (642 amino acids)
Molecular function (GO): protein binding
Source: RefSeq, a predicted model, not a curated record